AUGUUCUCCGUCGCGGAGACCCCUGUGGUUCCCCGCUCGCGCGUGAGCACUCGACCACUUACGUGGGUCGUCCACCCCGACCGCUCGAUCGCGUCAAACAGCGACGAUUGGCGAAACGCGAAGCGUAUUCGUGGAGACGAGGGUUCGGCGAGCGAGAGCGAGACCGAGGCGUCGACGAGCGGACGACGAAGAAACGGUGGUGGCGCCGAGGUGGUGGAUAAAGACGGAGAACGAACGGUAUUGACGUGGAGGAUCGAUGACGCGCGAUCGCGGACGUGCGUGAUUGAGAGCUCGAGCGGGCGAGCGACGCGCGUGAUGACUCCGAGCGCUUUGGCGCAGACGUGCGCGUGCGGACAAACGCGCGACGGCGCCGCUUUCGUCGUGCUCGCAACGACAGACGGGGAGCACGUUAUGCGAGUACUUUUGGAGGAUUUAGACGAUUUCGAAAGCGCGGGAACGACGGUGAAGGCGACGCGGGGGCCGGCGUCGGCGACGCGCGUGGCGGCGCUCGGAGCGGUAGGCUCGGACGCGUUCGCCGUGUUCGACGUCUCGGGAUCGGGCGUGGUGUAUCAUGCGAAGACGAUGCAAGUGAUUUGUGAGAUUCAGUCGUCGAGCACGCUCAGUCGGGUGUGGAACGCGGUGAAGGGUUCGUCCGAGAGUGCGGUCAUCGGUGCCACGCCUCGGUCAGAGCGCGUGAGCGGGAAGGAUGUGGUCGCCUCGAUCUCCGCCGACGGCUUCGUGCAGGUGUGGGACGUCACGGAGGCGUGCCGUAUCGCUGAACAGCUCACUCUGGGGGCGAUUGCGAAGCCGCCGACACAGGUGAAAGCGCCGCGCGUGUGCGCCUCGCAUCUGCCCCCGGCGCCUGGCUCGCAAGACCGGGCUGCAGGCGAUCGCCCGGCGUACGCUUUCGCUGUCUCCCCGUCGGCCAACGGACUCUCUUUAAACUUCGUAGUCUCCUCGCGAGAGAACCCGCACGACAAGGGACCUCAGCUCGCGCUGUACACGAUGAAGCACGGAGCGCUCGUGUUUACGUCCUCCGUGGAGGGCUCGAGAGGGACUGCGCUCGCGCUCGCGCUCACGGGCGAGUUCGUCGUCGCCGCGCUUGAAUCGUCAUCUGGAGGUUGUACUUCGUCGUGUUGGCCCUUAGACGCGCUCCACCGAGCGCGCGAUGUGCGCUCGGGUGAAUCGGAGGCGAGCACGCUUGAAGAGUGGGGACACAGCGGCGGAGGGAAUGACGCCGCGAGCGAGCUUAUGAAGCGUUUCGGCGCACUCAGCGGGUACACGGCGGAGUCCGUGGCGACCGCACUCACCCGUGAGCUCACUUCGUGCGGUUUGGACUCGGAAGAGGCUCUGACGGAAGCGCGAUGCGCCCUCUCCGUGGAGGCUGAGCGUGCACAUACGGUGCGCGACUUGGUCAUCGCCGCCGCUGGUCCGUCACCAACCGUCGCGCAAGUCCUGGAAACGUGGUGUCGUAUCGCGCCAACGUACGCGAAGAGUUGGAAGCGCGCACACGCGCCGCUUUCAUUCAUUCGCGCCUCGACGGGUCCCGUUCUCGUCCGAGCAGGCGGUUUGCUCGGGGCGAUUCGUGUCAACGACGAGGUCGAGGAGUCCAACGCUCGAGCGCAAAUCAUGAACGAAGACGCACCGACGCUCAAAUUUCACGCCGGCGGCCGACAAACCGCGUCUGCUCUCAUCGCACUGUUCGCCAGAUUGAACUCAGUCUUGGGUGGAGCGGCAUGCGUCGCCAUGGACUUGAUUGCAAGCGGUUUAUGCGUGGAUACAGCACACGGCGCCGCGUUCGACAACCAUGAUGAACAAAUCGAGGCGGCGAGUCAAAACGCGAAGGAUUGGCUCGAGUCGUUCGCGGGCGCACUCAUCGGAGAUGUGUUCCCACCGGCGCCGAGCGACGAGAGCGAUGCGCGGGCUCGAACUCGUAAGGCGUCGCAUCGCGCGAGACAGCGAAUCAUCGUCCGCCUACUUCAGGACGCGUUGAGCUCUAUUCCCGACCCCGAGCGAGCGCUUCAAGAGCGUGUGGACGCUUGGAUGCGAGAUCCGACCGAUCUGGGUGACGUGACGGACCAGGCGAGCGAUCGCGAGGAAUCCCAACACGGAGCUCUUGUGCUGAAUGCGGCAAGGCAACAAGCACGCGCACGUCUCGAAGCGGCGCGUGGAAUGGUGCUCUUGUUGGGAUGCGUUCGGCUAGGACCGAAGAUUGGAUUCCCGGCCGUUGCCGCGGAGUCCAUUUCGACUGUUCUCCCUCGGGCAAUGGGCGCGUACCGCUCGGCGAUUUUGUCAUCGUGGCUUUUGACCGAGCGUCGUUCGUGCUCGAGUGUCGGUAAGACAGACGCUCCGCGCCUGGCGGUUGUCUUGGCGAAUUUAAACCACGACGAGGUGAAGGAUUUUUCGGAGGGUUCGGGUUUGCGACGCGCCGGCUCCUUGGUGGACGCAUCACUCGCCGCCGGCGCAGCGACGUCAUCUUCGCAGGAGCAGCGAGUGAUCGAGAUUGGGACCGCGCUCUACGCUGCUGGGGAAAUAGACGCCCUUGGCACACUCCUGGCGUUCGCGCGUCAGCAAGUACCGGGGAACGAGUCCAUCUACGACGCUUCAUUCGACGCUCCGGCACCGCUCUUCCUGCAGGCGUUGUGGACGUGCGCGGAUUUAGCUGGUCUCAACGAUGCUGAGGACGCAAGCGAACGCGUGAAGUCAGUUGAUACCGCCAUCGCACUCUUCAGCAGAGUCGCCGCGUUCAUUCCAAAAGCUCCGAGUCCCGUGGACGCGCUGCUCGUGCAGUUGUUGCGAGUGAUCCAGGGUACGCUCAUGGGAACUGACGAUGCGUUUCCGGAUGAUGCUGUGUCCCGUCUGGAGUACUACGAGGUUGUCAUGUUGUUCUUUGAGCGUCUUGGAUGCGCCGCAGGCGCCGCAGCCGCGGCGUACGCGGCUUUACACGAGGUUCAGGACGAUGAGAACCAGAGCGCGCGAUUGUGGGCAAAUGUUUUACAGUACGCGGUGGACGCACGCGAUUGGCGAGCAGCGUACUGCGCGGCGACAAGCGUCGCAGGCGAGCACCGUCAGGCGGCUGCGAUGCGGCGCUUAGUAGCGAGCGUAUGUGAACCCGGUGCGAAGAACGGCGGGGCGGUCUUGAGCACGCUUUGCUUGGACGAAACCGAUGGGCCACACUAUCAGACCGUCGUAAACGCGCUCGAAGGGCGAGCAUCGACGGCGCAGACCGAUGCACCGAGCGAAAUUCUGUAUGGUUUCUACCUGAACCGAGGGGAUCCCGAGAAGGCCGCGGUGUCCAUGCACGCAUUCGCGAAUAGACUGAGAGAGACGACGAUGGAGACGGCGCGUAAACCGGGCGUGAGUUACGAGGAACUCGUCGAGGCUCUUUCCAGACAGUCCUCGGCGCUUCUCGCAUCCGCAAACGCCCUGACGGUCCUCUCUGAUCCCUGCUCGGUGAGCUUUGACGCUACGACGGAGGAUGCGCACAUGGAGGGUAACGACGAUUUUUUCGCGGCGAACGUCGUCUCGAGCGGUCAAGACACGAAGAAGAGUCCUUUGGCGACGGUAUUGUCCGAGUAUGCCUUGUCGGCGGCGCGUCUCGAGCUUUUGCACGCUGGAUGCGACAUCUCCGCGCUCAGGUUCGAGGGAAAUGAUCGCGAAGUGAUUCCAUCGCUGUGUCGAUUGCUGAUCGAGUACGGUUGCUUCACCGCCGCGACGACGCUCUGCACGGCAUGGCUGGACGGUGAGAAACUCACGUCGGCGCUCACUCUCGUUGCGGGCACAAUGGCGGCUCGCGCGAGUAUGAUCCAGAUCGGGGACGAAUCCACCAUGCUCGCCGAGCGAGACGAUGCGACAAGGCAAGAGAACGCAGAAGCGUCAGAUUACCGUGCUCUGGCGGGUCUCAUAGGCGUCGAUCCUGUGGCGACGUCGAUCGAUUCGUACUGGAGCGAGCUCAGACGAUUCGUGGAGCGCUUCGACACGUCGGAUCGCAACUUUGCGCUGUCCGAAGCGGUUGCGCGGUCGAUCCUAUCGAUUGAUCCUCGAAUAGCGCUUCCGCACUGGCUCGUGAAGCGCUUCAUCAAUCCCGAAUCGAUCUUCACGAGUCGCGGUAUGGCGCGACGCGGUGCGAAUCCGGCAGCGCUCCUGCGCGUUUAUCUUGAAUUCAAUCGCGUGGAAGAAGCGGCACAGUUAUCCCUCAAGGAGUUAACCUCUUGGUCGAAGCGCUCCGCGAUCGAUCGCACCGCUCAUGGGGCGUGCUGGUUCCCAAUGAAUCUGAUCCUCGAGGCUCGCGAUCGAUGCACGCAGAAUGGCCCGCUUCAGCAGUUGCGCGAAGCCUUGGCGAAGGCGAUCAAAUCGCAUGAGACGCGAACGAAGGCCGAUAGCGCCAUGCUUGCUCAAGUCUCGGCGUAG
Messenger RNA from Ostreococcus tauri, 4410 nucleotides. RefSeq names its product Nucleoporin Nup120/160. Gene Ontology annotation, molecular function: structural constituent of nuclear pore. NCBI's taxonomy places the organism in Eukaryota, Viridiplantae, Chlorophyta, Mamiellophyceae, Mamiellales, Bathycoccaceae. Gene Ontology annotation, cellular component: nuclear pore. The transcript has a single exon. The record is from RefSeq and is a predicted model, not a curated record. The coding region runs from base 1 to 4410 and encodes 1469 amino acids.